Molecule: messenger RNA, 2546 nt
Organism: Pecten maximus
Lineage: Eukaryota; Metazoa; Mollusca; Bivalvia; Pectinida; Pectinidae
Exons: 3
Coding region: 32-931 (299 amino acids)
Source: RefSeq, a predicted model, not a curated record
UAUAACGCACUGACCAAGGAUAUUCUGUAAUAUGGAUUCAUCUGACGAUUCGAGGCUACUAGAAAACCAGAAAGGAAAACGCAGCAACGGUGGACAUCAAACAGCUUUGUCUGUGUCCAGUCAUCAUGCCCAGGUGUUGCUACGGGGAAUACCUUUGGGCUACAUAGAUCGCACAGGUCACUUAAGUGUUUGGAACGCCUCAAAGUUGAUAACUGAAACUAUUAGUAUAAUGAAUCAACGUGGAUUCUACCAUAAUAAAGACGUUGGCAAUGAAACUCGACGUUUGUUCCUUGGUCGACAAAAGCUGGUAUUCUCUCCUCGCUUACACUCGGAUAUCUCCAAAAUAAUGGACACAAAUAUUUUGGUGAACGCUACCCCUGGAAAAGUAGGUAAAUCAUCAAAGACAAUGAACAUGAAAAUAACCGACGAAAGUGGCGUCAUGCUUAUAAAGGGUACUUUUACUGCAAUUCUGUUUGACACGGAAACAAAACGGGCAGUACCGUUCCCAAAAUGGUACGUCGAAAAGUUUAACUCUACUUUAAGCUAUGAUGACAAUGGUCACAUACAAGCCAAGAACGAUGUUCCUUCAUACGCUUACAAAACCCAGCUAAAAGUGCGCCACAGUGAUAUGGAUUCAAACAUGCACGUUUCAAAUACGGAAUAUUUGCGUUAUUGCAUGGAAACAGCUACAGACGCCUCUUUAUCCGGUUACUACAAUAAAUAUCGUCGGGACAUGUGUUGGUACCCAUUAUUAGAACUUGAUAUUUCAUAUCUCGCGGAGUCUCGUGCCGGUGAGAUGUUGGACAUCUAUACCUGGCAGGACCAAAAUGAUAUUCACUUCAUAUACUUUGCCAUACAUCGAGACGGUACUGCCAUUGCCGUGGCCGCUUUCGAAUUUGGAUUUGAUGAAGUUACAUCUAGUAACCUUUAACAAAAAAUAUACAGGAGAUUUUAUAAGAUAAGUUUAUGAUAAUUGGUAAGUGUUGAUGAUUAUCAUUAAAGAUAAAGACAGCGUGUACACUUCCCGUCACAGAAAUGCAUAAAAUGAUAUGCACUGUAGAAAAAUAUGUGUAAUAGGUCCAUUCAAAUACAUUGUACAUGUACCAUAUACGUAUGGCAGGACCGCCUAUUGUACCAGUGUGCUAUGCAGAAAAAUAUUGUACCAGUAUGUUAUGCAGAAUAACAUUGUACCAGUAUGCUAUGCAGAAUAACAGUGUACCAGUAUGCUAUGCAGAUUAACAUUGUACCAAUAUGCUAUGCAGAAUGAAACCACUGAAACAUAAGAAGCCUGCACAUCAUAUCUUCACCCUUUCAUUUACAGUAAAACACAAGAGAAAUUCACAUGCGUAUACAUCCUUCUAAACCCCUAUGGACCUAUAUUUAGCUAAAUCCGGCAAUACUUCACAAUACAGAAGCAAGAAAAUGGUGGCCAUUUUUUUCGGCAUAGCCGUAUAAUGUUCUUUUGGCCCCGGACAUGACGCGACAGGUGACUUUACUGAUCAAGAUGAACUACGUGAUUGGUCAAUGUAGCGGUAAAUGCAAAAUGCAGAUUUGCAGUUAAAAGCGAAACAAUGUUAAGAUUGAAUGCAAGCUGAAUAAGUGGAUGUAUCUUUUCAAAUGACACAUGGAUAAAAUUGUAUUCCUGAUUCAAAUGCAGUCCUGUUAUCGCCAAAAAAUGAUUCAAACUGAUAUAAGUUUGUUGUCCGUGCUGAAACGCAUUAAUUAGUUCGCUAAUUUAUUUCAUCGGCAGUUUUACAUUAUAACCACCAGCAUUAAAACUAUGCCGUUUAUCUUUUUAAAAGAUAUUUCUUGUUUAAAUACCAUACCUAGACGAUAUACCAACCUUUAUCAUGCUAAGAAUAUAUAGAUAAAAUGGUAGUUUAUUCAUGUUUGUUUCAUACAGAAAGAAUGAUACAAGCGAAAGUCUCGUACUUCCCUACGUCCGUAUUAACAUAUAGGUUAUCGGUUAUUGACGUGUUAAAUGGCAUGUUGUAUUUGGCAUUGAUGCACGACAGGUAUUAAAACAUUUGAUAAUACUUGUAUGUACUUUAUCCAUGGGAACUGAAACGUUUAGGUCCCUACAGAUUAAGUAAAACUAGGAGGUUUUUUUUACAGCGUUCGUCUCAUUUGUUUAUUAUUAUAAGAUAUCGUUCAUUUUCAUUAAUAACCACUCGUCAUACGAAAUGUUUAUCUGUUUAUCAAUGAAUAUGUUUGUUAUAAAAUAAUUAAAUCCUUACCGUGUCCAUGCGAACGUCUCGUUUCGAUUAAAUUAUACAAUGAAAGUAUGUCUCUGUAUCAUUGUAAGGUAGUAUUCAUUGUCAUUUUAUGUUGGACAGGCUUAUUGCAAUACAUAAACUUACUAUGUGAAUGUCUCAGUCUAAAAAAAGAAUACAAUGGAAACAUUAUUCAUGCUCUUGUCUCCAUUUGUCCGUAUUAUCAAAUAAAUAUAUAAUUGUCUAUUUUCAAAUUGAUAUAAAUGUGUAUUAUUGUCUAAUUUCAAAUUACUAUAUUAUUGUCUAUUUCCAAAUUAAUACAUUAUUGUCUCU